AUGGCACGGCAAAAUGCUGCCUCGGCGCUCGCCGCGGCGUUGGUCGUCGGAGUCUUCGCACCCAUCCUUACCGUGGUGCAAUCCAUCGGCGUGUGCAACGGGAUGCUCGGCGACAACCUGCCGUCGCGGGCCGACGUGGUACAGUUCUACCAGUCCCAGGGCAUCGGCGCCAUGCGCAUCUACGCGCCGGACCCCGAGACGCUCCGGGCCCUCGACGGCACCGGCAUCGACCUCAUGAUGGACGUGGGCAACGGUGACCUCGCCGCCCUCGCCUCCGACCCAACCGCCGCGGCCGGCUGGGUCCGGGACAACGUGCUCGCCUACCCGGGCGUCCGCGUCAAGUACAUCGCAGCCGGCAACGAGGUGGACGGCGACGACACGCAGAACAUCCUCCCGGCCAUGAAGAACCUCAACGACGCGCUCGCCGCGGCCGGCCGCGGCGACGUCAAGGUGUCCACCGCGGUCAAGAUGAGCGUGCUCGCGUCCUCCUCGCCGCCCUCCGACGGCACGUUCAAGGACGCGUACAUGACGGACGUGGCCCAGCUGCUCAAGACCACCGGCGCGCCGCUCCUUGCCAACGUGUACCCUUACUUCGCCAAAAAGGGUGACCCCACCAUCGACCUCAGCUACGCGCUCUUCCAGCAGAGCGCCACGACGGUGAGCGACAACGGCCUCACCUACAUCAACCUCUUCGAUGCCAUGGUCGACGCAAUGUACACUGCGAUGGAGAAGGUGGGCGCAGCCGUCGUGCCCAUCGUGGUCUCGGAGAGUGGGUGGCCGUCGGCAGGCGGCGUCGAGGCGAGCGUCGGAAAUGCGCAGGCGUACAACCAGAAUCUGAUCAACCACGUCGGCAAUGGAACGCCAAAGAGGCCCGGGCCGCUGGAGACGUACAUCUUCGCCAUGUUCAACGAGAACCAAAAGGACGGCGAUGAGACGGAGAAGAACUUUGGGCUGUUCAACGGCCCCGAUAAGUCGCCGGUGUACCCUCUAAGUUUCAACAAUUAA
Triticum turgidum subsp. durum (durum wheat) is the source of this 1005-nucleotide messenger RNA. The record is from the annotation of a GenBank genome assembly. Lineage: Eukaryota; Viridiplantae; Streptophyta; Magnoliopsida; Poales; Poaceae.